This is a messenger RNA of Oncorhynchus masou masou (cherry salmon), 2731 nucleotides long. RefSeq lists its product as uncharacterized. Bases 189 to 2111 code for a protein of 640 amino acids. The transcript has 7 exons. Lineage: Eukaryota; Metazoa; Chordata; Actinopteri; Salmoniformes; Salmonidae. The record is from RefSeq and is a predicted model, not a curated record.
AACGGAAGUGAACAGUGACCAAGAACAAUUUCCACGUUAGCGUUUUUUGUUGUUAUUUAGACGUUAAUGAACAACAUGGGACGAACAAAUAUGACAAAUUUAGCUGCACAGCAUCACAUGUAGUCUUUAAUUCGCGUUGGAGACAGGAUUUGGUUGAUAGAUGUUAUUUAGGUGACGCUGAACUAACAAUGGCUAACUGUAUGGUUUUUCACACUCAAAUAGCCUCCAUCAUGGAAGUGCUAGCAAAUUCAGCCGUGGCAGAGAUCUGUAAACUCGUAGACGACGACUAUGCAGUGUUUCGUUUGGAAAUUUCUCAAAGCCAGAAAGAAAACAGGGGAUUGCGUAGGAAACUACAGCUACUUGAACUGAAGGUAGCAAGGGAGCGCGCAGACAGGACAAUGCGAGAUCGCAUCCUCGCUAGUCGUCCCAGUAAUGUCAAGAUCCUAGACCGAUACAGAGGAAUGGAAAAAGGUGAAGGAGAUCUCACUGGAGGCCACAGGAGCUUUGUGAAGGCAGCAGGACAAAAUACAUGGAGAGAUGACCAACCAAUCACUGUUGAUGAGGGGAGCGGAACCUCGGCCCAGCACGUUAUCGUGAUAGAGUCUGCAGAUGCAGAGGCUGCAGGUCCUGGGGUCAAGCAGGAGAGGUCUGAAGGAGAGGAGGACCCACGUCACAGCAGAAACAUCCAGGUGGAAGCAGCAGCUGAAGUGGCGCCCCCUGUAGCCACGGAGGACCCCACCACCGCUCCAGCGCAGCCCAGGAUCAGACACAGCAUCACGGAGGAGGAGGAGGGUCCAGAGGUGCUCCUGGUGAAGGAGGAGGGGUGCGAGGAGGGUCUGGGGAACCCUGAGUGGACCAUGGUCAUGGAGGACAACCAGACUACACCUGAACCAACAGAGGAACCAGCUGAGCAGCACAGGACCACACACAGUCUCACUGAGUCAGUAGACAUGGAGGAUGGGAAGCCUGAUCUGUUGAUAGUCAAAGAGGAGACAAUAGAAGAUGGACCAGAGAGCAUUGACCUGCUGAGUGGACUAAAGAUGGGGGAGCAAGGUGAUUGGCUGGAGGCUAACAGAGGAGACUGGGCGGUCAUCUUGGAUUCCCAGACCCAGACUGGUGCAGCUAAGGGCCCGGGGGACGACAUCACUGAGCAGGCCAGGACCAGAGGUGACAUAGUGGAGUCUGCAGUCCAUGAGGACCUGCUGAUAUCCGGUGUUGCUUGCGGGAGAGACUGGACCUCUGAAGUGGCUGAUCACAAACCCUGGCCCCGGAUCAGAACUCUGGAUCAGGAACUGUCGCCCUUCCUUCCUGAGUCGGAACCGGGACCCAACCACGAGGGACAGAGACUCCACCACCACACAGAACACAACCAGUGGACAGGUGGACUGAACAACCUCAGUCCUGGUGGUCAUCAGAGAGACAGAGGCUCCAGUCAGGGAUCCAGUCUGCAGCCCAGACCCUUCUCUUCACAGUCUCAGUGCAGGGAUGUAGCAGGGCUUGGGGCUGAUAAAGAUAGACCCUCCUGUUCCUAUGAUACAAACACCACAGUAUCCAUGAUGAACAGAGCAGGUCUUCCUGGGCUUCAGCCUUCACAGAGAGUGGUGGGAGACCCCCCUGUUGGUAGUCUAUCAGCAGGUCUGUCUUCUCCUUCAGGGUCUUGUCUAAUGCCUGGUGACUGGGUUCAUAGAAAGCCUGGGUCUAGCUUUCCUCAGUUACCUCAUGGUUACCCCACCAAUACAGACAGGUUCAGGAUGGGCAUUUACCACAAGAAGGACCUAGCCUAUAACACAGCACACAAUCCCAACAACACCCAAACAAUGGCUCAAGGAGGGAGCUCAAAGACUAACCACCUGAGAGUGGUGGUUCCUGCUUCUACCUCCUCUGGUGUCAUUGGGUCACAACGUGGGAGGCUGAGCAUUAGGACGGACGAUGACAAGCCGUACACCUGCCCCACGUGUGGGAAGCGCUUUGCUAAAGCAAACUAUGUGAAGGAGCACCAGACUGUUCACACCAAGGAGAGGCCCUUCAAGUGCAAACUAUGUUACAAGAGCUUCUCCUUCCUGAGUAACCUCAUCAGACAUAGGAGUGUCCACAAUGGGGAGAAAUCAUAGCAGUGUGGCUUGAGAUGUACACAGGGGAUAUCUGGGAACUAUUCUUUAGCUGACAUUUUUGAAAAUACAGUAUAAGUGGAAGGCCCCUCCAAACCCCCAGAAUUAAAAAAAAAUCGAUGAAUAUUUUUCAUGAUUGGUAUACACCCACACCAUUUAAAAAAAACAUUUUUUUUUUAAAUUUAACCUUUAUUUAACUUGGCAAGUCAGUUAAGAACAAAUUCUUAUUUACAAUGAAGGCCUACACCGGCCAAACCCGGAUGACGCUGGACCAAUUGUCCCUAUGGGACUCCCAAUCACGGCCGUUUGUGAUACAGCCUGGAUUCGAAUCCAGGCUGUGUCUGUUGUUAGGGUAUGCCCACACCAUUCCAACAAAGAAAAGCUACUUUUUAAUGAAUCACUCAUAUUGUAAUUAUAUGUCAAUGAGCUAGGGGAAAUCUGAUUUUCAAUAUUGUGAUGCCAUUUUUAUAAUUGAAUAAAAAAUAUAUACAACAAAUUUUCCAUGAACAUGUUUCUGUGCUAAUGCACCACACAACCAAUAAACAAAGCAUACCUAUUUCAGUCACUAAAAUAUCAUGGAUUGUGUUUUCAACACCACAAUAAAUAGACUAUGUCAAUCUUGA